UACGCGUUUUUUUAUUUAGCUAAAAAACACAAAAAAACUCCCCUGUACCACGCGUUUUUUCGUUGGUUUGGUUUUUCGAAUUGUCAUUGAUUCAUUGAGCCCCUUGUCUGUGUCGCUGAAUGCGUGUGUGAGUGCUGGUGAAUACAUUCAAAAAAGCAGCCAAGCGACAUUGAUGUUGCCUGCUGCUGCCGUCCGCUUUUGCAUCGGAUCGGACCAGAAUAUAAUGAAAAUAAAGUUAAAUAAAAUAUAAGCUGAAACGCCUUCAGUGGACGGACACAUGGAGUCACGGGGACCCAUGCUAAAAAGAGAUAUCAACACGCUCCACUAUCGCGCGGACAGCUCUGCUCUUGUCAUUCCAGCCAGCGCGCCAGCCCACACAGACGCAGUACAGUCGCAGUCACAGACUCAGUCUCAGCGGUAGAAAAGACUCAAAUUAGACCGUGAAAGCAAUAAUAUCAAAAGAGAGGCAAAUAACCAGCAAAGCGUGCAAAAGGAAAAGCCAAGAAAAUUAUCGUUUGGGAGGGGGCAGUUCUUUUGUACACACAGUAGCAGUAGCCAGGGCCUAAAAUAGCUAGAAAAUUAUUAUUAUGAUAAUAAAUUAAAGUUGCCAUUAAUUUAGCCAAAACGAAACGCGAAGCAGCUCGUAGCCAGCUCGCAGUCAGUUCGCAGCCAGACCGACCCUAGACCCGCUGGACGGUAGCAUAAUAACAAUAAAUAAUAAUUUGAAAUAGGCGAAGAACCAGAACAAAAAGGCAGAAGAAGCCACUGCAGCCUCCUACAAUCUCCUCCUCCAAUCCUCUAGAGAAAGAGAGCCGCAGCAACAGCAAAAAAGCUUAAACAAAAAGAAGACUCUGAAGAAAACCAAAAGCAGCUCGAGCGCAUCGAGCGUGCAAAUUAAAAGCGCACAACAGUAGCUCCCGAGGAGCUCCAACCAGAGAGCUAUAGCCACAGCAACAUGGAAGUGGCUACAACAAACAAUCACAGUCAGAGCCAUCAUCAUCAUCAUCAUCAUCUGCAGGCUGUGGCAGCAGUGGCAGCCCAGUCCCAUGGCAGUGUUGGUGUUGGUGGUGGCGGGGGGGUCUCCGGCUCCGGCUCCCGUUCCCCCUUUCAGCGUGAGGUGCGUGAAUGGCAACGCAUCGAUCCCAAUACUGGUGCCCUGUUUAGCGGACGUUUGGAAGCAGAUCGCUGGAUAAAUGGACCACUGAACAGCUACGGCAAGAUAUCCGAUUCCCAAAACAUCUCACAGCCAAACGGCACACAGCACACACAACGCAAGCAGUUGGAGGUGCUGAAGGCACGCACCGCCAACGGCGCCAUGCAGGUGAUACGCACCCAGACAGUACAAAAGACCUCAUCCACCAGCACAUCGCGAGGUUGGGCCACAUCCUCCACAUCCACCACGACCCGCACCAGCAACGGCCACCUCGGCAGCAGCACUGAUCCUUCUCCGCCAUCCCAUAUGCCGUCCAUCUGGGCCCCGCCAUCCAUUUCGAGGCCUUCCUCUCAGAGUGUUGACAUCUGUGAGCUUAGCGAUGAUAAUAGCAGUCUCAGUCGCAGUCUCAGCAGCGAUGUUGGCAUCGUAUCCCCAUCCGCGUCUGCAUCCGCGUCCAUGUCCACGCUGAGCAAGCGCAAUGGCCAGGAGCUCAUCGACGAUCAUGUUGAUUUUGUUGUGAUUAAUGGUGAAGCCAGCGAUCAAGACGCUGACGACGUCGUCGUCGCUCAUUUGCACAAACUCGGCCACAAUUUGUUACCCGAUACAGCUCCAAGUCUGAAAUUGAGCAAUCUAAUGAAAAGCAGUUCGAGUAUUUCCAGCCAAAGCAGCAACAAUUCAAAUUUAACAACUGCAACAGCCACAGCGGGCAACACCCACAGAAGUGCGGGCAAAAUAAGCCUACAUGCAAUUGUUGGACCAGAAUCAUCAUCAUCCACCACAUCCACAUCCACACCGUCGUUGUCGUUGUCGUCCGCAUGGGCCAAGCAGCAGCAGCAGCAGGCCGACUUAUAUGGCCAGCCACCAGCCAGCAGCAGCAGCAGUCGCGUGGGUGUAUCCCAAGCUCAGCCGCAGCCUGGUACUGGAGCUGGAGCUGGAUCUGAUGCUGACGUAGCUGUUGUUGUUGGUAGUACGCCAACGCGACUUCGUCGUGAUUUGGAAAGUUUCCGGCAUUAUAACGAUGACGCUGCCAACGACGAUGAUUUGCGGCUCAGUGCACGGCAUCAGCGUCGCCAGCAGGUGUCCCAGUCGGUCUACGCACCACCCUUGGCAUCCAUCGGCACAGGACUGGGACUCCAGCGAUCACGCUCCAUAUCCACGGAUGAUCUCAGCAACGAUUGGGAGCGGAACGAGGAGCAGGAACAGGAGCCAGGCGAGUGGCGACGCGUCAGUAAGCUGCGUCGCUCCUUUCAGUCGCAGGAUCAUUACAAGACAGCCACGAAGACGUCCACCAUCACACGGCCCCGUCCCCUUGACUUGCCCAGCAAUUCGGUGAGUGUGGCCCGCAUGCGAGCGGAGCUGGAGAACGGUCGCCGCCUGAACACGGCCAUGCGGAACAAUCACGUGGAUCUGGCCGCCCUCGACACCAUUUUGAACAACCCACAACAAACGACCAAGCCGACGGUGGCCAAGAGGAACACUUUCCUCACGGCCGAAUCCCUGCAGGAAAUACGCGGCAAGCUGAAGAAACUCUCCGACGAGAGCUUGUACAAGGAAGACUUCCUCGCAUAUCACCAGGCCAGACCCAAGCUCAGGGAACAAUCCGAGGAGUUGCACGUUCCCGUGCAAGUGGCUGCCCCACUGCCUGCACCCUCCGCCUUCCGACCCGUCCACAACACCCACAGUCUGGAGUCGCGCCAACGUCAGAAGGACACCAGCUCCAGUGAAUGGCAUUUGCGUCGAAAGUCCUACGGCUUUGAGAAGAUGUCGCCACCGGAGGAUAAGAGUAUCUUUCGGGUGGAUGCCUCCACGGACAGUGGACUGGGACGCUCGGGCGAGCAGCUGGGCAAUUGGUCGCCCACGGAGAGGGAACGAGAGCGCUCCGCAGCCGCGGCAGCAGCAACAGCUCAUCUGAACAAUGGUGGAGGCACCAUUAUACACUUUGGACGCCUGCCCAAGCCCCCUGCCAGUCCUGCCAACGAGGGGGAGCUGAGCAAACGGCACUCCAUCGCCGUGGAAGAGACCUGGCGCGACAUUCGCAAGACAUCGCAGGUGCAUGUGAAUGGCGGGACUGUAGCUACCACCAGCACCAGCACCACUAAUAGCAGCAGUCACCUUCAGCGGAGUAGUGCCCAGAAGCGAGUGGAAUUCUGCAAGACAGAGGUACACUUUGCCGCCGAAUCGGGCCGGGUGAACAUUGUCGAGACAGAUGGCAAGCCGCCGCCCACGAAUAACUUUCGCCGACGACGACGCACCACCGCCAGCGGACCGCUUCAGAGUCUCGUGAAAUCAGCCAGUGCCGGGACCAACAGCAGCAGUAGCAGCAGCACCUCGAGCAGCACAAGCCACGACAAUGUGACCCACUUUGGGGAUGAUCCACAGCGACGCAAGACGAUAGCCACCAGCACAGUGGCAUACAGAGCCACUCUGAUGGAUCCCCCGGAGGUGGUUAGCCAGCCCACAUCGACAUCGACAGCAACAUCAUCCCAGGUGACAGUCACGACAUUGGCCAAACCAGUUCUAGAGCCACGCUUCAGUCUGACGGAGUCGACGUCACGGAACAGCUACACCUCGACCAGUGGCGUGGAUACGACAGACAAUGAAACGGAUGAGCUGUCCAACAUUCGGGGGAUACUCAAGAACAAGCCGGUGAAGCCGAAACCCUAUCAUCUGGGGGAGAAUAUCGAGAGUGCCGAUGUCCUGUGGAGUGUCCCGGCAAUGAAGGGGGAACGGGAGAGUCCCUCAGGCAGGGAUAGUGGAAUCACUAGUGACUCUCCCAUAUCAGUUAAAUCGGUGGCCGAACGCAUACGGAUUGUGGAACAGCGACAACAAAACCAGAAGCAACCCUCGCCCGCAGGCAAUGGAUACUCGACGAAGAUCAAUGUGAGCCUGGGCACGGAUGAGUGGCCAGAAUCAGGCACACACCAUUAUUCUCCACUCCAUCGUCGUCCCAGUGCCCAGGAGUUAUUGCUGGAGGACCUGCGCCAUCAUCAGCGCAUCCUGGAUGAGGGCCUUAAGUCCACAUCGCUCAUCAUGAAGACCAUGCGAUCGGCCAGCGAAUUCGAUGAGGCAAUGCGACGCCUGAGCAUUGCCUCGAUCGAGUCCGCCCUGAUCCAGCCCUCCAUUGUAGUACCCACGCCGAUGCUGCGCUCCCACAGCUACCAGGAGGAGACGUCAUCCUCGCGCCGCACUUCGACCACCUCCAUAACGAGCAGCGAUCUCUUUGGCAGUGCACUGUACGAUUCGUUGCCUCGCACACCGUUGGCGCCGCCGCGUCUCAAGCUGCUAGGCAAUACUCAGAUACCCGUGAGCCAGCAGUUGACCCAGCUCCGGCGGCUGUACGAUGCCGCCGAGCAGGACGAGGACAGUGCCGAUGAGGAAGUGAAGCGAUACUUUCGCGACAACAACAACAGCGACAGCGGCGGCGGCACCCAGGCCAGCUCCUCCCCGGAGCCAUCAGCAAUGCAUCAUCAUCAGCAGGCGGAUGUGUUCAAGGGAAGCGAGUACUCGAGCAGCUGGAGCCGCUUGAAGGCGAAGCGCACCAUCUGGAAGAUUGAGGCACAAGAUCAGAUGCUGCAGCGAGCAGAUCUACCCAAAUCGAAUGUUAUGAACAUAGCCCUCCAUUCGCCGCGUGUGGAGAAGCCCAAGGCCACGCCUCCCACUCUGCGCAUUGGCCAGCUCAUUCCAGUGGCCAAGCCGCGUACCCUCUUCAUUCAGCCGCAGCCAACGUCUGUGGAGACACCUGGAGACGAGUCCGGUAGCGAGUCCCUAAAGAUUGUCAAGGAGGCGCGGGGUGCACGCAAACUCCGCGAACAUGAACUCUCCUACUUUGGAGUCCAGCAACAGCAGCAGCAGAAGCAGCAGCAAACGAAACUUGCCUCGCCCUGUACGAAUCCCAGAAGAACGCUGCCUUCGCGCAGCAAAUUGAGCCACUCGGAUGAGGUGGCACCCACAACGACGACCACCAAGUGGCAGUUGCUCAACGAUCGACCAGACCUGCUAAGGCACAGUCCACAGGACAACGACUACGAAGACGACGACGAUGAUGAUGAUGAUGAGCACUGUUAUGAGAACAUUGCCAACGAGUUGACCACAACAUUCCGGGUGAAGUCGCCCUCGCCUUCGCCUUCGCGAUCCCGAUCCCCCGGCAGCUACGAGCGGAAGACAGACCUGCAAAGGGAUGCACAGAUCCUGAGCGAAAUGACCCGUAACGCUGAUCAAACUUUGAAGGCUCUAUCUGAUGAAGCGGCCAUCAAGGAUCAGCGACGACGAUCGUGCUCACUGCAGCGUCGCAGUGGAAAACCCCUGGAAACCAUCGACGAGAAGGUCAACAAGGUCCACAAUGGGGACCGCCAAUCGCUGAGUGUGGCUCGUGGCACCUUCGCCUCGGAGGCGCGUCGCAAUUCACGACAGUCCACGCCCUCGCCCACGCCCACACGGGCACGCAGCUCCUCCCAAUCGUCCAUCGAGUGCUGUCCCCGUGACCGUUCCCGAUCCAGCUCCCGCGAGUCGAACACGCAAGGCGCCGGCUCCUCGGACGACCAGGCCUCCAAGCACCGGGCCGAGCGUCUGCGCAUGCGCACCCCAAAACGCGAGAAGUCGCGUCACGAGCAUCUCGAGCAUCGGUCCAGCCGGCACACACACGCCAGCAAGCCCAGAUCGAGCUCAAGCGCCACAGCCCAUGCUGCGGUUGCCACUUCCUCUUUGGAGCCGAAGCGUAGCUCCUAUCACAGCUCUCACCGUCAUCGAGAGGUGGAACACUCCAGCGAGAGCAAGCACAGCUCGGGAAGUCGUCUGCUACGAUCCUCACGUGUCAGCGAUGAGAGUCGAUCGCGUCAGAGUGCCCUACGCGAACGGGAACGAGAACGGGAUAGAGAACGCUCCCGGGGCAGCGAGAAGCAUCGCGAAGAGCUGACACGUUCUCGGGGUCACUCCAGUCGCUCUAGGCCCAGUAGCGAGCAAGCGGCUCAGGCAGCCGGGACGCGGGAGAGUAGCAGACCAAGUAAGACGAGAUCAAGUCGCAGCAGUCAUGAAACAACGAUCGCACACAAAAAGUCCACUUCAGCAGCAGCAAAAUCAUCAAAAUCUACAACGCAUAAGCCAUCAGCCAUCACCACAACUACAACUACAACCACCAGCACGAGCACCAACAACACCACAGCUACAACACCAUCCACGCACAACGAACUGACGUACGUAUACGUAACGAAUUUAGCCCAUACAAAAUCCGGGGAGGAGUCGGAAGCUGAGGCCAACGAAAUCAAUGCAGAUACAGAUGCAGAUGCAAAUGGAGAUUAUGCCAGCAUUGAGGAGAUAUCGAAUGCGAGUCCGAUGGUACCACUGCCACCGCCGCGUCGCAAGCGUAAAAGAUCUUUGAUACCAGUGCCCGUGCAGCCCACCGCCUCCUAUGAGUACCGCACCAAGCUGGAGAUGAUUCCGCCCAGCUACUCCAAUCAGUCGACGCUCAGGUGUCGCAGCAUAGCGCGGCAUGGCAUGAAGAAGCCAUCGCUGAAGGCCACCCAGUCGACCAGCUCAAGUUUCGCCUUUCUGCCGUAUCUGCCGGCCAAGCGGAACUCUAGUGUUAGCCACGUCUAUGACAACUAUUUGCUGUACACGGCAGCCGGCGGUGCCAGUGCCAGUGCUAGUCAAAAGCUGCCAAAACUCCGUCCGUAUCAGAACAAUCUCAGCAAUGACCAUGCCCAACUCUUUGGCGGUACGGCCGGUACUGGUGCGGGUGCGGCUACUCGGGGUCCGGGUCGGCUGGGCGGCUGGCCAAAGCGUCUGAGAAUGCGGCAGGUGCGCAGCAGUGUCUCCACCCACCAGCCCUUCGGCAUCUGCACAUGUUCAUAGUCAGUGCUGGAGGCACACGCUCCAUAGACACACAGUACAGCACAGCACACACUCGUAGAGAAAUGAAACCAAAUAUACAUAAGAAAAUAUUGUAUCGGAUACAAGGAUCUCGAUCUCGUCACACAAGUCACAUUUAAAUAAUCCCAAUGCACGAAAAUGUUUGAUAAAUGUCUGAAUAUCCCACACUUCCUUCCACCCCACAAUGAUAAACAUGAUCCUAAUCCCAGCCCCUCCACUGUGUUCCCUUACUAAUACUAAAAACAAAACGAAAACCAAGCAAAACUACUGAUCUGAUCUGUGAGAGAUUUUCGUUGCUAAUUUUUUGAAUAUUGAUUUUUUGGAGCGCACACAAAUCAAACAAAAUCAAAACAA
This is a messenger RNA of Drosophila persimilis, 7372 nucleotides long. Its product is annotated as serine-rich adhesin for platelets. The coding region runs from base 956 to 7000 and encodes 2014 amino acids. The transcript has 10 exons. The record is from RefSeq and is a predicted model, not a curated record. NCBI's taxonomy places the organism in Eukaryota, Metazoa, Arthropoda, Insecta, Diptera, Drosophilidae.